Molecule: messenger RNA, 5050 nt
Organism: Oldenlandia corymbosa var. corymbosa
Lineage: Eukaryota; Viridiplantae; Streptophyta; Magnoliopsida; Gentianales; Rubiaceae
Source: the annotation of a GenBank genome assembly
CCCAUAACAGCAAGGGAGAAGCAGGCAAUAUUGUUUAACAACCCCAUACCAUUCACGGUUCCCACCCAUAUCCAUAAACCCAGGGGUAAAAUAGUCCGGACAGCCCACACAAUGAACAUCUUUGGGCGCACUCUUUCAACUUCUAUAUAUAUAUAUAUAUAGGUGAACAAAAGAGGGAAGGGGCCAUCAAACGUGUGGAGAAAUUGUGUGUAGAAAAUAGAAACGAAAUUUUUCAUCAUACUCCUUUUUUCUCACCAUGUGCUAUUGGGCUUACUCUCCUGCUCUCCAUUCAUCCUGAAGUUUUCAGUCGAAGAACCGGCGUUGAAUGCUCGCUGCAGGAAUGUUUGCACACCAUUCUUGUCAGUACAUUUGCCCCCAUAUUUGCUGAUCAAACAAAAUUAAUUAUAGAAGAGGCUCUCUGGCAUUAAUGCAGUUUCAGAUGACUAUAUCUAGCGACAACAUUGAGGGAGAGAACACCCGUUUGGCCAGGAUAGAGUGUCUACAGGACAGCUUGAGGCGAAUGCAAAUUGAGGAUCCAGCUUUCUUUUAUGUUAUUCAAGGUGAUGAUGAUAACUCCUAUGCAAAUGUAUUUUGGGCUGAUGCAACCUCACAGGAAAACUACAACUGUUUUGGGGAUACUGUUAGGUUUAACACUUAUUGCGGGUCCCAAGGCUAUGGAGUCCCUCUUGCUGCUUUCACUGGUCUUAACCAUCAUGGUCAGCCUAUUCUAUUUGGCUGUGCUUUGCUGUUCAAUAAGUCUGAAUCCUCAUAUGUGUGGCUUUUUCAAACUUGGCUCCAUGCUAUUUUGGGACGUUAUCCUGUCUCCAUCACCACUAAUUGUGAUAGUUUCAUAAAGGUUGCAAUAGCACGUGUUCUUCCCAAGGUACGACAUCGUUUUUUUGGUUGGAGUGUCUUCAAGGACAUGGAAGAGAAAUUGGCUUGUGUCAAUCGAAUUCAUCCUGCAUUUGAGAGUGAGUUGAAGAAAUGUGUAUAUGAGGCUGAGACAGUUGGAGAUUUUGACUCAAGUUGGCAUUCGCUGUUAGAGAGAUAUCAUCUCAUGGAUAAUGGAUGGCUUCAGUCACUUUAUAAUGAACGCCAUCAAUGGGUGCCUAUUUACAUGCGGGAUACUUUCUUUGGGGAGUUCUCCUCUGCUGAGGCUAUUGAUUCCAUGGACUGUUUUUUUGAAGGAUUUUUGAAUGCUUCGUCUACAAUUCAAAUGUUGAUUAGUCAAUGUGACAAAGCUGCUGGUAGCUGGCAUGAAAGAGAAUUAAGGGCGGAUAUGGAUACUGCCAAUAUCAUCCCCGUACUGAAGACACGAUCGCCAAUGGAGAAACAAGCAGCUAAUCUCUAUACAAGGGAAAUAUUCAUGAAAUUUCAAGGGGAAUUGGUUGAAACCCUUGCUUAUCAUGCCAAUAAAAUCGACGACUCAGGUUCAAUCACGAAAUAUCAUGUGGCCAAAUUUGGUGAAGAGCACAAAGUUUAUGUUGUUAACUUCAAUACAUUUGAGAUGACAGCUAACUGUAGCUGUCAGAAGUUUGAAUUUUCCGGGAUUAUUUGUAGGCAUAUAUUGUCGGUUUUUAGGGCAAAAAAUGUCUUCACACUUCCUUCGUUAUAUAUUUUAAGACGGUGGACAAGAGAUGCCCGAAUCAAUUAUGGUGGUGUUGGAGAUGACUGCUCUCCCAAUUUUUCAAGUGACUCUCGUGAGUCAAGAACUGCUCGCUACAAUAAUCUUCGUGCAAAGGCUAUCACAUUUGUUGAAGAAGGGGCAAAAUCAAUACAUGCUUAUUAUGUGGCAAGGAAUGCUUUAGCGGAGGCUGCAAAGAAAGUUGCUGUGGCAAAGAGGAAAGGCGUUAGAGCCCCUCAAGGAAAUAGUCAAGCUAAUGGAAGUAAUGCAAAUCUAUCCUUGGACCAAAAGGAGAGGAGAAUCAGUGAACUGACGGCUGAGUUGCAGCGCACUAAUCAGCGAUGUGAGGCUUACCGUGGAAAUCUUCUUGCUUUGUUGAGAGACAUGGAAGACCAAAAGUUGAAGCUAUCAGUAAAAGUACAAAAUGCACGACUUAGCUUAAAGGAGUAGGUAACCACUUUUAUUUACUCUAGAUAACAGGAGAACAGUGUAGAAGUCCCCAACAUAAGCUUCUUCAUCUUUUAUUGAAAGUUUGCUUGUGAAUUCACCAAAAAAAAAAAAAAAGAGGUUUGCUUGUGAGCAAUUUUUCUGUCUAGUGCUUACAAGAUUUUUUUCUUUUCAGUUUAUGAAAUUGACUCAGUUAAAAAUCAAAAUGAGCAACUUAAUUUAGUCUUUUUAGUAAGGUGCUGAAGUUUGACAUGACAGCUUUAAAAUGAUGAAAAAUGCAUGGGAAGUAGCUGUGAAUUAGGAUCACAGACAUUGAGCUUCUUAGUCUUUGAAAAAUGCUGUCUCUAAGGGCAUACUGUGUCAUAUAUCUCGUCAGUAGAUCAUAUUCUCGACUCUGACCUUUAGCCAAAAAGCUUCUUCAGAAAUGAUCGUAUAUGCAUGCUGAUGGUUCUGUCCUUUUGGGUGGGACCGUGGGAAGGGUGAUGUGAUGGUUGAGAAAGAAGAAGAGGGUUCUGCAGUGAUGGCUAUUCUUUUCGUUCCUUGAUGGUCUCGAGGCGGAAACAUGAUUGGUGGAAUUGAAUCGAAGCUCUAACUAUUUGGAUCUCUUGUUUUCACGAUGGUUGUUAGCUCCUAAAUUUUUAAUUGUUUGGCACGACUUGCUUGACAGCCUCAAAUUACCUUUCUCAGUAAUACUGCACAUAAAUGGUGUCAGUGUUACUUUCUAGUAGUACUGACUUUUGUACUAAAGAAUAAUGCACUUAGAACAGCGGUUCUGAUACUGGAAAUUGUACAGCUAGCACUAAUGCAACGGGGAUACUCUCUACAUCUCUGAAGAGUUCUGAAUUUUUUUGGAAAAGAGUUUAACGUAAUUUAGGGAUUUUGGUUAACAAAAUGGACAGCCAAAAUGGACAUGGAGCCCUAUACUUCUGCUCUAGUUACAAAAUUACUUAUGUUGUUGAGCUGGACGGAAGAAUCCACGGACUAUGGUAUAUAAUGCACCCAAUUGUCAUGGAAAAUGGGCAAAUAUAACGAGAAUGCGGUUAGGCUAUUGUAGGAUUUAUGCAAAGCAUAUGAUAUAUAAUGUAUUCGAGUCCUGUUUGGCAAUUGAUACCUUAGUUGUAGAUACAAAACGUUUCAUUCUUAAUACACAAAAACAGUCUCUCAUAUGCUAAUGCCAUUUUUCGUGCAGUAAACAUUGUAGAUGCAUAUUCCUGGCAAGCUUUUCCUCUUUGUGCUAAUCUUUUUGAGCCCUCUGCCACCACCAGCUCCAGUGCCUCCAACAAUGAUUCUGUGUUAGGUGCAAACAUGAACCCGAAUUCGUCGUUUACAACAAUUGUGCCCUUGAUGCUAGGAAACCUUGACGCCAUCACUGGCUUUCCACUCAUCAUGGCCUCCAUGAGGGUGAGAUCAAGCCCCUGAGGCCGAAGCGUUGGGUUGACGAAAAUGUCGAUAGAGUUAUAAAAAGCGCGUAAUUCUGAAGGAUCCAUUGACCCCAAAGCAAUUACUUGAGGCCCUAAAUCUCUAUAUCUUUGCAGCCAUGGUCCUGAACCUACAACCACCAAGUAGACAUCUUUGUGUUUUUGCUUGAGUCUGGAAAAAGCCUCAUACAGUAAUGGAUGCCCUUUGUCCUUUACUAGCCUCCCUGCGAUGCCAAGAACUAAACUUGCAUUCUUUGGCACCCCAAUUUUGGACUUAAAAGCAUUACCUAGUUGGAGAUCUUGUUGGUAAUCAUCCUCAUUGACUCCAUUGACAAUAACAUGUACUCGUCUGCUUGGAAUUUGGUAUACAUCCCUUAACAUCUCGCCGCAGCUAUCACUUAUCGCGACAUGAUGAGCAUAAUCGUGAAAGAAUCUGAUCUCAUUUAUGACUUUUGGGAUCAUCCCUUGCAGGCUAUCGUUGAAGGCAGGAGAAAUCGGCUCGUUUGGCUGUCUGGUCAGAUCUUGAUAUAUGCUAGAUUGCACGCUUUCGAGGGCUAUGCCAUGCCACGACACGGCUAGGUUUGAGACACGCCUGGCGACGUGGAAAGGAAGCGCGACGCUUUCUGAGUGAAUCACGUCAAACGGUCUGUUGCGAUCAUUGUUGUUCUCUUCUUCUUCGUAUUGCUCCCAUGCUUUGUUGUAUCGCCAUUUCCCCGGUUCGCCCUCGUGCCAAUGAAUCAAUGGCGCCAAAGGUGGACUAGCUCGCGAUUGUAUACCGACAUUUUGCUUCGGCUCGUCGUUUGGUGGAGAAGUAAAGACAUGAACUUCGUGUCCGCGCUGUGCUAGAGUGGUGUGCAAGGUGUGUGCAUGGCGCUCCAUGCCGCCGGGAACGGAACUCGUAGGCCAUUUUCUAGUAAAAACAGCAAUCUUCAGCGAGACUGGUGGUGGAAUAUCAUUUUCAAACCUUAGACGAUUCCAAGCAAAUUCGGCGAAUCGAAGAUCACCUGACCAUGACUUUUGGGUUGAUAAAUUGGUGCAAAUGGAAUUGGUAGGGGUGUGGAGUAGAAGCAGAGCAGGGAUUGUGAAAACAAUCACAAAGCAAAGAGUUGUGGCUAGGCUAGAUUGAAGGGAGAGGAGAGGUCUUUUAGGCUUGGUUAAAGCCAUGAAGAAGGCUAAUAUGGAAGAUUGGAAUUGAUGGAUUUAGGCAUUAAAACAUAACAAUUUCUUUUGUUGUUGUUGUUGUUGUUUGGAAAGGCCUAUUAAUUUGAGCAUAUUCAAAGCGUUGAAAAGUUGAAAGCUGAAAAGGUAAGCAAAGUGGAAAAAGUUAGGCACGAUUACAAGCAAGUGCAAAAGUGUGCGUUAUUUUUCUGGAAGUUUUCCACUUCUUACGUUUUUCUACACUCACUUUCAGAAGAAAAGUUGCUGUGUAGCGUGUAAACUUCAGUGAGGAACUCCCUUUUUUGAAAUGUCACCAUGUAUGACUAGCAUUAAUUCCUGGAUUUGUGCUCUCUAAUCACAGGUUUUUUGCUUUCAUCUCUACGCUAUUAUUUUUAAGUUUGGU